Messenger RNA from Dichomitus squalens LYAD-421 SS1, 948 nucleotides. RefSeq names its product adenylate kinase. The record is from RefSeq and is a predicted model, not a curated record. Gene Ontology annotation, cellular component: cytoplasm; mitochondrion. The transcript is spliced from 4 exons. Gene Ontology annotation, molecular function: AMP kinase activity; ATP binding. Bases 40 to 828 code for a protein of 262 amino acids. Gene Ontology annotation, biological process: ADP biosynthetic process. NCBI's taxonomy places the organism in Eukaryota, Fungi, Basidiomycota, Agaricomycetes, Polyporales, Polyporaceae.
CCCUCGUCCCGUUCACUCGCAGUCGACCAGAACUUCAACAUGGCCGUUCAGGACGAGCUCGAAUACCUCAAGUCUCUCGUGACUCAGCUGAACGAGAAGAUCCAGGCGCUUGAGGCCAAGGCGAAGGACGCGGUCACUAAGCCUAAAACGCCAGCUCAACAACUCCGGACUAUUCUUGUUGGUCCCCCUGGUGCAGGCAAGGGUACGCAAGCUCCUCGGAUUAAGGAAGAGUUCUGCGUCUGCCAUAUCGCGACCGGUGAUCUGCUCCGUGACCAGGUGUCGCGCAAGACCGCUCUCGGUAUCGAGGCCAAGAAGAUCAUGGAUGCCGGAGGACUUGUGGGUGAUGACAUUGUCGUCGGCAUGAUCAAAGAUCAGCUUGAGAACAACAAGGAGUGCAAGAACGGUUUCGUAUUGGACGGGUUCCCCCGUACUGUCCCUCAGGCUUCCAUGCUCGACAAGAUGCUGGAAGCGCGCAAGGAGAAGCUGGACUCUGUCGUUCAGCUAGUAAUUGAAGACCAGCUGCUCAUUUCUCGAAUCACCGGACGCCUCAUCCACCCCGCAAGCGGACGCACCUACCACAAAGAGUUCAACCCGCCGAAAAAGCCGAACGUUGACGAUGUCACUGGCGAGCCCCUCAUCCAGCGCUCGGACGACAACGUCGAAGCUCUUCGCAAGCGCCUCAAGGUUUUCCACUCCCAGACCGGCCCUGUCGUCGACUAUUACAAGCAGAAGGGGAUCUGGCACCCUAUCGAUGCCGCGCAGUCUCCUAAGCUCGUAUGGGAGAACUUGCGGAGUGUACUGGCGAAGUCAGCCGAGGGCAAGUCGUGACCUCACCUUAGAUUGCACGAACUUUGCCCUGUCCGGGCGGACAUCCACGUUGUUAGCAUACCUCUGUGUAGUAGCCCUAGAACGUCCAAGCAUUGCUGUCAAUACCAUGUUAUUAUCGGC